AGAUGCUCGAUCUGUCGUCCAACCAUAUCGUUGUACUCGAACCACACUCGCUGCAAGAACUCGUCAACGUGACCGAAUUGAAUCUGUCCAAUAAUUCACUCACCGAACUACACUCACGAGCCCUUUCGGGCUUGGUGAAUCUUCAGACGUUGACACUAUCGCAUAACCGAUUACGACAUCUCAGCAAUGAUGCUCUCAAAUCGCUGAGUAAACUUCGCAAACUCGAUCUCAGCCGAAACUUAAUCUCCGUGAUAUCAACCGGAGCAUUUUCAACACAAUCAUCACUUUUGCACUUGGAUUUGGGCUCGAACGUUAUAUCUUCAUUAUCUGAAUACUCUUUGAUGGGGCUCAACUCAAUUCAACAUCUUAAUAUGAGCAACAAUAUUGUACAUAAAGUUUCAUCAUUGUAUAUACGAUCGCUGACAACGCUAGAAGUGAUCGAUCUAUCGUGGAAUUCAAUAACGGCCAUUGGAACAUCAUCGUUCGAUGGACUCACUUCGUUAAGAUGCUUAAUCCUGUCUCAUCAACAAACUCUUCGUGACAUACAUCUGAACGCGUUUUCUGGUCUAAAUUCUCUAUCGGAAUUGGAUUUAUCCUCGUGUCGGAGUCUGUCGUCGAUUCACAGAAAAGCUUUCGAAAGCAGUACUCAGCUUCGUUCACUAGACAUCAGUCGGUGUGCACUCCGUUCACUUCCACCAAUGCUUUUGAACUGGAAUCGGUUGACCACUUUCGAGCUUUAUGGUAAUCCGUUCGAGUGUAAUCGUGAACUGCUUUCAUUUCUGCCGAGAUUGCUGAAUAAAUUACAAAUUCACACUGCUUCUUGUUCAUCUCCAGACGAGCUACGCGAUCGAGAUAUAGCCUCACUGGUGAGUUAUAGUAUAUAUUCCGUCAAUUCUCUAGAACAUCUGAUGAUGAGAGAGAGCUGUCCUAUGCAGGCGCAUUUUUUCUCUAUAGCAGCGAAACUCCCACACAGCAAAUCCCAUCACAUUUUUAUCACUCACUCAGUUCAAUUCCAUUUUAUGAUUGCACUCAUCACCACCAUCAUCAGUAUUCCCUGUUAA
Anisakis simplex (herring worm) is the source of this 1061-nucleotide messenger RNA. The record is from the annotation of a GenBank genome assembly. Lineage: Eukaryota; Metazoa; Nematoda; Chromadorea; Rhabditida; Anisakidae.